AUUAAUUAAAGAGAGAGAAUUUUUCUUUCCUUUCGUCGUCCGACCGACCGGACAUAGAGGGGCCAAGCAAAGCAAACGCGAAGAUACGGAAACAGCGAGGCUCGCCGACUAGGGUUUGCGCUGCUCCUCUCUCCCGUCCCCGUCGACGCCGACCAGGCGCCCCGCCGCGAUGCCACAGUCCGUCCUGGUCGAUCGCGCGACCAGCGAGUCGCUCAUCGGGCCCGACUGGUCCCUCAACCUCGAGAUCUGCGACAUCCUCAACCACGACCCCUCGCAAGCUAAAGAUGUAGUCAAGUCUAUCAAGAAGCGGAUUGGACACAAGAAUUCAAAGAUCCAGCUCCUCGCACUAACACUGCUGGAGACGCUGAUUAAAAAUUGUGGAGAUUUUGUUCACAUGCAUGUUGCUGAGAGAGAUAUACUCCAUGAAAUGGUGAAGAUUGUUAAGAAAAAGCCUGAUUAUCAUGUAAAAGAGAAGAUACUCAUUUUGAUUGACACCUGGCAAGAAGCUUUUGGUGGUGCUCGUGCAAGAUAUCCACAAUAUUAUGCGGCAUAUCAAGAACUGCUGCGUGCUGGAGCCGUAUUUCCUCAAAGGUCAGAGAGUUCUGUGCCAAUCUAUACUCCACCACAAACUCAACCUCUACAGAACUACCCUCCUCCUGCUUUACGUAAUACUGAUUAUCGGCAAGAGGCACCCGAAUCAUCUUCAGUGCCAGAAGUAUCUACACUAAGUGCGACAGAAAUUCAGAAUGCAAGUGGCGUCAUGGAUGUUCUCUCAGAGAUGUUAAAUGCUAUUGAUCCUGGUAACAGAGAGGGUCUAAGGCAGGAGGUCAUUGUGGACCUUGUGGACCAAUGUCGUUCUUACAAGCAGAGAGUGGUUCAGCUCGUCAACACGACCUCCGAUGAAGAGCUGCUAAGCCAGGGCCUUUCAUUGAAUGAUGAUUUGCAGCGUGUUCUAGCAAAACAUGAUGCAAUUGCUGCAGGCAUAGCUGUUCGGGUAGAAAAGCCAAAACCACCACAGGCCCCUGCAAAUAGUUCCCCACCAGCAAAGCCAGAGGGGCCAAAAGAGCCAACUCAAAGGUCUUCUGAAGCUGCUGGUAAGGUUUCUCCAUUUGAGCAAUUAGCACUUCCUGCUCCUCCAUCAUCCAGCACCUCAAAGCCUCCUGGAGAAGCAUCUGUUGGCCCUAGUAUUGACCUACUCAGUGGAGAUGAUUAUUUCAAGCCAGAACCUGUGAAUUCCCAAGCACUUGUUCCUGUUGGCAAUUCCCCUGCAGCUUCUGCUUCAGGCCACAAUACCUUAGAUCUUGUAGACAUGUUUUCGCAAAGCGAUGCUAGCAAUAACAAUCACAACCCUGUUAUAUCGUCCCCAAUAUUGAACUCAAACCCUAAUCUCUCGGCACCACAAGCAUAUCCUGCUCCACAGCAUCCUGUUCCACCACAGCAGUCUUCAUUUUCCAAUGGGUUGACCUCCAAUACGAUCCCAACUUAUGGUCAAGGUCCUGACCUAAACUCAGCAAGUUCGUGGAAUGGGCAGCUUGCUCAAGGAAUGAAUCAACCACAGCAGGCACCAAAUUAUGGUCAAGAUGAUCAAAGCAGCGACCUACCACCACCACCCUGGGAAACUCAGCCUGCAGAAAGCGAUCAGUUCCAAGCUGGCCAACCUGACAACAGGUUGGCAAUGCCACCAGGACAAUUCGGAGGCAUUCCACCCCAACCUGUUCAAGUUGGUCAGCCUGGGCAGGUUUCACUGUCGCAACCAUUGCUGACUGGACAACCAGGCGGGAUGCAGUUUCCACCAGGAUAUGUGGAGCAGCCUGGGGCUCAACAUCCGCAAUCAAUGCCAAACACGCAAUAUGGGGGCAUGUAUCCUUCAAUGCAAGGCAACCAAGCAGGCGGCAUGUAUCCCCAACAGAUGGCAGGAGAUAUCUACCAGCAACAGAUGUAUGGUGGGCAGAUGGCGGCCGGCUAUGGCUAUGGUCAGCAGCCUGGAGGCUACUAUGUCCCAAAUGCUGCAUACGGGUAUCCCAGUGCAAACGACCUUUCUCAGAGAAUGAACGGACUUGCCAUGCAAAACAACGGCUUAUAUGGCACACCUGCGUCUUCUUCCCUUCAGCAGGCUAAUAGGCCAGCAAGACCCGAAGAUUCACUCUUUGGUGAUCUGGUUAGCAUUGCCAAAACAAAGCCUAGCAAAACUGCAGCUAAUAAGGCCGGUGGCUUGUAAAGAUGAAUGAGAAUCCUUGUUAGCACCAUUUCUGUGACAGCGAUAGCUUCUGCUCAUAGUACAUAAGUUCUUUGGAAAGUCCCCCUAUUGGGGAGUAGUAGGCGAGUUAUAGAUUUUGAAAUUCAUAGCAAGUGUGGUUCGGUAUAAUCCUAUUUUUGUUUACUCGGAAGCCAUUAUAUUUUGUUCACUUGUUGCAA
Messenger RNA from Aegilops tauschii subsp. strangulata, 2415 nucleotides. Its product is annotated as TOM1-like protein 9. Gene Ontology annotation, molecular function: phosphatidylinositol binding; ubiquitin binding. Gene Ontology annotation, biological process: protein transport to vacuole involved in ubiquitin-dependent protein catabolic process via the multivesicular body sorting pathway. Lineage: Eukaryota; Viridiplantae; Streptophyta; Magnoliopsida; Poales; Poaceae. The record is from RefSeq and is a predicted model, not a curated record.